UGUCGGCGCCGUGGCUCUGCAUACAAGUGUUGUUUUUCUUUUAUUUUUUGUACCAGACGUGUGUGCUAUUUUUACACUCGCUUUAAAACUUAUUAAAUUAAAUAAACAGUUGUAAGAAUAUUUAAAUAAUAUAAAACAAAAUGACCACCUUAAGACCCUUUACUUGUGAUGAUUUAUUUAAAUUUAAUAAUGUCAACUUUGACCCGCUAACAGAAACAUAUGGUCUGUCAUUUUACACACAAUACUUGGCUAGGUGGCCAGAGUUUUUUCAAUUGGCUGAAUCUCCCAGUGGCCAAAUUAUGGGUUAUAUCAUGGGCAAGGUGGAGGGUCAUAUGGAAAACUGGCAUGGUCAUGUUACCGCUUUAACGGUAUCGCCCGAUUAUAGACGUUUGGGUUUGGCAGCUUUAUUGAUGCAGUUCUUGGAAGACAUAUCAGAAAAAAAACGUUCUUAUUUCGUUGAUUUAUUUGUGCGUAAAAGUAAUCAAAUUGCUAUAAACAUGUAUAAAAAUCUAGGCUAUAUAAUAUAUCGAACGAUAUUGGAUUAUUAUUCGGGUGAUCAAGAUGAGGAUGCCUAUGAUAUGCGCAAAGCUUUAUCGAGAGAUGUGGAAAAAAAGUCUAUAAUACCCUAUACACAGCCAUUUUCUAAAUCCGAUCUACGUCAUCAUAUGCAAAAUACCAAUUAUAUUUAAAUCGUUACAAGUGUUCCUUCCCUUUGCUGCCGGCCGAUCAUUGGGAUGUAAGAUUUUGUUCUACAAUUUCAAUUUAAUUAAUUCUUAUAAGUUUUAGUAGUAGUAGUAGUAGUAUCUAAACAAAUAAAAAAUUUCAAUUUCGCUCCAUUGAUUUCAAAACGGAGAAUUUAUAAUGAAAAUAA
This is a messenger RNA of Lucilia cuprina (Australian sheep blowfly), 871 nucleotides long. It is a transcript of the gene Naa20A, whose product is annotated as N-alpha-acetyltransferase 20. The record is from RefSeq and is a predicted model, not a curated record. Bases 141 to 689 code for a protein of 182 amino acids. Lineage: Eukaryota; Metazoa; Arthropoda; Insecta; Diptera; Calliphoridae. Gene Ontology annotation, molecular function: protein-N-terminal amino-acid acetyltransferase activity. Gene Ontology annotation, biological process: N-terminal peptidyl-methionine acetylation. Gene Ontology annotation, cellular component: NatB complex. The transcript is spliced from 6 exons.